Caenorhabditis angaria is the source of this 3825-nucleotide messenger RNA. NCBI's taxonomy places the organism in Eukaryota, Metazoa, Nematoda, Chromadorea, Rhabditida, Rhabditidae. The record is from the annotation of a GenBank genome assembly.
AUGUUGAUGGAUUGUGGUGCAAUUGGUGUACAACAUGUUGUUCCACAACAACAACAAAAUCAACAAUAUUUCACAUUCAGAGAUCGUAAAAAAUCAUGUGGUUAGUUUAUGGGAUACUGUACUUUGAUGUGAUACUGUAGAAAAUUUCUUAUCGCUUUUUUUGCGAAAUUGGAUGUUUGGAGUGUAUUGUAGUUUGGCUGUCUUUUGGACUUCAAAAAAAAUUUGAAUGAAUAAUUUGAGCAAAAAAUCCCAUAGAUUAUUAAAAAAAAAAUAAUGAUUUAUAUAUUUUUUCUGGGAAAUUCAUGUUUUUUAAAGAUGGAAAUCAUAUUUUGUGUCCAAUUUGUUAUGAAUAUCUCUAAGUUUUUCAACUUUUCAGGACAAAGUCAAAGUUCAACAAAAAAAUGGAAUGUUAGGAUUUUGAGGAUCAUUAGAAACUUCAAAGUUUUGACAGAUUGUUGAAUAGAUAAUUUUGAAGAAGUGAAAUUAUUAUUUUGUAUUUGAUCUUCGCCGAGUAGUUUUCUAGUUUAGAUCACAAAAUUCCUAGUUGAAAAAUAUUUCAUAAAAUUUUUUUUAAUUUAAAUAAUACUCUUGAGGCUUACAUUUUUUGAAGUUUCAAAUUAUCCAUAAACUAAUUCUCAAUAUUUUCUAAAUUUGAAAAUAGUUUCUACCGUAUUCUUUGUAUUCUAUUUCAGUUUUUGUCCCAAUCCAAAGUACCCGCCAUCUCCAAAAAUCUGUUCUUUACUCUUUUCUCUGCGUCUCUUCCACUUUCGUAAUAUUUCGUCUCGUUUUUCACUGUCCAUAUAGUAAACAUGUACUUUUGCUCGAAAAUACGAAGGGCAUCUGAAAAGAGGGAUAGAGAAAAAAAGAGAAAAGCCUCGGGGUUACUGUAGAUUUUUUUGCUAUUUUUGAAAAAAUGCUCGAAUUAAUUCAAUCCCGGAUAUUUUUUGAAAACGAAAAAAAGCGAAAAAAACCAGUUGAUUGUGUCUCUCAUCAUUUUGGAGAGAGUUGUUUUUGAAAGAAGAAAAUAAGUAUUUAUGAGGAGGAAAAUGAAUGAAAAGUUUUUUGUUGGUUGUUUUUUCAAAAUACUAUUUACGAAAAUGGAAUAUUUUAAGACCUACUAAAGAAAAAACACAACAAAGAACAAAUCAGGAAAUGAAUUCCUAAAAAUUUAUUGUUCGAAACAAGGGCACGUAAAAUAUAAUUUCAAAGCUCACACAAUUUAUUGCAUUUCUAAAAUUUUUUCUAUAUGAGAAUCGUGUUAAUUUGUUUUGAGCCAAGAUUGUGAGAAAAAAAUUUGAAAAUUGAUAACGUCAUAAGUUUUUCAGGGAGCUUUCCUGCCCAUUUUACAAAGAAAUUUUGCUUUCAGAGUUUGUGCUCAAAAUUUUCAUUUCAUAACGUUUGUUUGUAACCAUUUCUUUCAAUUCAUUCCGGACACACGUUGCUCCUAUCGCUUUUAAAAUUCUCCAAUCUUCUCAGAUAAAAUCAUCAUUGAAACAUUUCGAAAUGUAUAAAAAUGGGCGUGCCAUGUUGUCAUUAUUUUUCCCGUUUUUUGCUGGUCUAGGAGGAGGGUACAGACUUAUACACACAGACACAUUUUUGUUGUUUACGUAAACAACAAAAAAAACGAGAAGAAGCAUGGAAAAAAGGAACACACCACAACAAAAACAACAUUCAUUCGCCUGCAGCAGGAAAAAAAGAGAAAAAAACUGGUCACUUUCUUUUUUUUUAUUCCUCUGUCCACUCUGCUGGUCAAAACAACAACAACAACAUCUGAUUAUUUCUGUUUUUAGUAGUAGUAUUUUUGAAUCAACAAAAUCUAUAUUUAUUCACUUUUUUUUUGUUUUUUGUAUGUUACUCAAACCAACAUUAUUAGCUGCCACUGCUGCUGCAAAUAGUAUGUUUUUUAAAUAAUUUGGAAUUGUAGAACUGGUUUUUUCUCGAUAAUUUGCUUUUAGCAAAUUCCUUUGACAGCUGAAAAAUGUUGCACUAAUAAAAACAUUUUUUUGAACUCUAAAUUUUUCCACGUUUCGUGAAUUCGAGUACCUAGAAAAAUCCGAUAUAGUUUACAUGGAAAAAAAAUGUGGGUUCAAUUUGAAAUUCCAUUUCCUGAUUUAUUCAACCUACAGUAAUCCGUUUCUGUCUAAAAGAAAAUGUAUCAGUUUUUUUGAUUUUUGCUCUAAUUUAUCACUUCAAUAAAAAUCAUCUAGUAGUCUAGACUUUACUUGACAAACAAUACAAUUUUGAUAAGAAAAUAUAACCGGAAGGAAGAAUUUUCAAAAACUAACAAACAAGCGAAAGUUUUUCAAAUAACUCAAAAAUAAAUAUGAAAAUAGGGAAAUAUGCACUUGAAAAUUAAAUGUAUUCGACAAAAACAUCGGGAACGGAAAAUUUUGCAAGUAGUUCAUGUUGCUCGAAAUAAAAAAAAUAGCUGGGCUGUAAAUUUUCAGACCUUUCCAAAACCGUAUCACUGAUAUCAAAUGUUUUCAGAUUCCGAUGAAUACCGUAAACGUUCAAACACUUUGCUUUCCCGAGGAUCUGAAAAAAGAUGGCCAAAACGAGAUAUGGGACCACAAUUUGAAUUGAGAUGUUGUGUUGAUCCAGAGGUAAUUCAAAUCUAUUUCUUCUUUUCCCCUAAUCAAAUUUUUAUUUUCAAGAUUCUUCGAAUUAAUGUUGAUCGUCAAUAUUAUUUCGAAGAUGACACUGUUCAUAAAAAUGGAAGUGUUUUUCAUAAACGAGAAAACUAUGAUAAUCUUUUGGCAAAUAUUCCAAAAUCAAAAUUCAACGGAAUUCACAUAAAAAUGGAAGAUGAUUGUCCACAAGGUGGAGAUGAUGUCAGAUUGUGUUUGUUGAAAUCACUUGGUGCACAUAAUCUCAGAAAUAUUCCAUGUGUUGGUUGUCAUGAUGAUUUGAAAGUUUAUGACAAAUAUCCACUUAUUGAUGGAACUUUUUAUAUUUCAACAGUUUCACAAUACGGUCCAAAAACUGAAAUUUCCUUAGAUGGUCGACGAUAUUUUCUUCAACAAUUAUGUGCCAAAUGUCUUUGGUCUGAUUGGUCAUGCAAAAAAUGUGGAAAAAGUGAGUUUUUUUGCCAUUUUCACCCCAAUACAAAUAAAUAGAUAUUGUUUAUUUGUUUUUUCCCCAACCAACUAUCACAACAAAUAUUUACUCGAAAUUUCAGAUGACUGGUUUGAUGGAAAAUCGUUUAUUUUGGGAACACUUUAUUAUUUUGACAUUUGUGAGUUAUUGAGAAAAAAAAAUGAAAAAUAGAAAAAUGAUUUUUUCAGUGUCAGCUGGAAGAUGUUGUUCACCAACUUGUGAUACUUGUCAAUCACCAAUUAUGGUCAGAGAUCAAAUGUAUCAACAACUUUUGAAUGUUAGUUUUUGUUCAUUAUUAAUUCAGGUAAAACACAAAACUAGGGAUAGGAACUUUGAAGUUAUCUUAUUCUAAAAAUUAAAUAAUUUAAUGUUAAAUUGAAGAAUUAAGGAAAUCUUCUCAGAACUUUUAUUAAUCUAGAUGAAUAUCCACAGUCAAAAUGAGUCAGUUUUUAAGUUCCUUUUUUAGCUUCAACUUCAAGAUUGUCAGUUUCAGAAAUACAAAUCCCACUAAUUACAAUUUAUCUUGAAGUUCUUGUUCAAUUAUUCUGAUCGAUGCUUUCUUAACUGUGCCAUCCCUUAUCUUGUUCAUUUUCAGUAAUCUCAUUUUUCUUCCAGGGAAACUACGCAACAAUAAAUGAGCCUCAAUCAUGUUCUUCAUGCGGUUCUCACAAAUUCCACCUCAUUCGAGAUAUCCAAACUUGUCAAAUCAUUGCGAAACCUCCAACCUAA